AUGGCUAUUUCAGUAAACAAGACCCUACCUGAUUUGUCGAAGCUGGAACCAUUAGAUGGAACUAACUAUAAGCGUUGGUCCCAAAAAUUGUUGAUUUUCUUUGAACAGCUUGAGAUUGAUUAUGUAUUGUUUUCUGAUUCCCUUUUCAUUGAAACUGAUACCAAUGGAACCUCCUCAGACCCCCUUGCUACACCAAUCACUACUCCUCCUAUUGUUCAAACUAAGCAAGUGGAUGAGGAAUCAAAGAAAAAAUAUGAAAAAGACAACAAGACUGUUAGAGGACACCUACUAAACCACAUGUCUAACCCUCUUUUUGAUCUGUUUGUCACUCAAAAAUCUGCCAAAGAGAUUUGGAACCUGUUGGAAAAGAAAUAUGGUGCUGAUGAUGCAGGAAAAAGGAAGUACGUUGUGGGUAAAUGGCUGCAAUUUCAAAUGAUCGAUGACAAACCAAUUAUGGAGCAAGUGCACAUAUAUGAGAACUUGGCUGCAGAUGUCCUCAAUGAAGGGAUGAAGAUGUGUGAAAUCCUGCAAGCAAAUGUCCUUCUCGAAAAAUUUCCACCUUCCUGGAGUGAUUAUAGGAACCAGCUCAAACAUAAGAAAAAGGAUCUUACAUUGCAAGAACUUAUUAGCCAUAUGAGGACUGAAGAAGCUAAUCGCCUCAAAGAUAAGCAAAUCUCUUCUCUUGUUAAUAUUCCUAAAGCUAAUCUUGUUGUUGCUAAUGAAUAUUCAGCUAAAGAAACAUUCAAGCAUGGUCCUAAGAAAGGUCAUUAUCAAGGGAAUCGCAAAAAUGCGAGAACCCGGAUCAACAAAGGUGGGAACAAGAUUGAAAAAGAAAAAGACAAAGUUGCAGUGCUAUACAUUUCGCUUCAGCGAGGGAUCCGUUUCUAUGACUUUGAAGAGGCUCAGGAUGGAGAAUGUGUCUACAUGGGCAACCAAAGUAAAUUUAGUGUCGGUGCUUUUAUUGAACAAGGUGGCUCGAAAAUUGUGUUGGAAGCUGACAGAGUAGUUUUGACAAAAAAUGGAGAAUUCGUGGGGAAGGGAUAUCUGAAUGAGGGUCUCUUUGUAUUGAACAUUGCUAAUGGUAAUUCUUCCUCUUCUGCUUAUAUUGUUGAAUCUGUUAAUUUAUGGCAUGGUAGACUUGGGCAUGUGAACAUAGCUUCUAUUAAAAGACUUAAAAAUCUAAACUUGAUUCCUGCUGUGAAUGUGAAUGAGUUUUCAAAAUGCUCUGUUUGUGUAGAAGCUAAAUUUGCCAAGAAACCUUUUAAAUCUGUUGAAAAUAGGAAUUCUAAAUUAUUAGAAUUGAUCCAUACAGAUUUGGCUGAUUUCAAGAACACAAUUAGCAAGGGAGGUAAAAAAUAUUAUGUGACUUUUAUAGAUGACUUUUCUAGAUAUACCAAAGUUUAUCUCCUAAGGUCAAAGGAUGAGGCUGGUGAGAUGUUCUUGAAAUAUAAAACAGAAGUGGAAAAUCAAUUGGAUAGGAAAAUAAAAAGAGUUAGAUCCGAUAGAGGAGGGGAAUAUAAUACUGAUUACCUUAAGGAAUUCUGUGAAAAGAAUGGGAUUAUACAUGAACUUACUGCCCCCUAUACACCCCAACAAAAUGGCAUAGCUGAGAGGAAAAAAAUAGAACUCUUAAAAAAUAUGUUGAAUGCUAUGCUUAUAAGUUCGAGUCUAGCGGAUAAUAUGUGGGGAGGCAGUUCUUUUCGACUUGUUAUAUUCUUAUGUGGGUUCCUCAUAAAAGGUUGGAAAAAACCCCUUAUGAAUUAUGGAAAGAUGCUCCAUUUCCCGAAUCUCAGUGAUGCGAAAUUUUUUGAAAGUGAGUUUCCUUUGAAGAAAUCCAAUACUAACAUUGAUUACGUGUCUUUGAAUGAUACUAGUAUGCCUCUGUCUUUGCCUAGUUCUUCCUUUGAUAAUGAGUAUGUUGAUAAUCUUAGAUGUAGUAAAAAGGCAAAAGAACCGAAAAAGUUUUUGAGCUGA
Messenger RNA from Dioscorea cayenensis subsp. rotundata (Guinea yam), 1974 nucleotides. RefSeq lists its product as uncharacterized. The transcript has 4 exons. NCBI's taxonomy places the organism in Eukaryota, Viridiplantae, Streptophyta, Magnoliopsida, Dioscoreales, Dioscoreaceae. Gene Ontology annotation, biological process: DNA integration. The coding region runs from base 1 to 1974 and encodes 657 amino acids. Gene Ontology annotation, molecular function: nucleic acid binding. The record is from RefSeq and is a predicted model, not a curated record.